Messenger RNA from Aphanomyces invadans, 2922 nucleotides. RefSeq lists its product as hypothetical. The transcript is spliced from 10 exons. The record is from RefSeq and is a predicted model, not a curated record. Gene Ontology annotation, cellular component: motile cilium. Gene Ontology annotation, biological process: cell motility. Lineage: Eukaryota; Oomycota; Saprolegniomycetes; Saprolegniales; Verrucalvaceae. Bases 49 to 2808 code for a protein of 919 amino acids.
CAGAGAUCUUGAACCGUCGUCGACCUCGACGCGAGCCGCUGCCGUCCGAUGCCAUCCGAAAACAAUGACGAUAUCGACUUCUCGGAGCGCCAGCCUCUGUACGAGGGAAAGCCACAGUCGCGCCAGUGUACGGUCGCCGGUAUCGUGAGCACCAAGCAGCGCCGUCUCGAAGACAACGUGAUGGAAGAGGUCCCGAUGUCGUAUAGCACCAACAGCAAUAAAGAGCUCUUGUGUCUUGAGUACGUCGCGAACUUUCGCAAGCAGUUUGAUGACCUCAUGGACGCGUCCGACAUUCGCCGACCGCCAUUGUACUUGUGUCCUCCGAACGAGCGAGGGAUCCCCAAAUUUGUGUGCACGACGCUCCGCCCGACGCUCCUUCCCUUCCUCGACCUGUACGACAUGGACAAACUCGCGACGUUCGUCUCUGGCCUCAUUGAAUACGAACCCCUCGUCGACCCAUGCGCGCCACCCGCGUGUUUGCCAUCCCCGUCCGCUGUGUUGGCUUGGCAAGCUGGCGAUUCCUUCGACAUGGCCAAUCUAUUGGCAAGUUUCUUGAUCGGUGCAGGCUACGAUGCGUACGUGGUACACGGGAGAGCGCCAAAAUGGGUGUGUUUGCUGGACCAGAGCCAAACCGAAUGUCCGUAUCUGGCGGAGACGGCCCCGACCGCCAGCGGCACGACAACUACCCCACCCGCCGCCACGGAUGCGACUGCUGCCCCCAAAGACGAAGGCAAGAGCAAGUUUGUAGCGAUGCAGGAGGCGAAAGAAGCAGCCCGACGCGCGGAAGAAGCGGCGCGACUCGACUGGACCAAGCACAUGGAUGUCGAGGACGACGAUGAAGAUGAGCUGAACGGGAAACGGGUGCAUGCCUGGGUCCUCGUUCGUGCCGGUCGCCGCGACGUCACGGAGCAUGUGUACUUGGAGCCAUCCACGGGGCGCAAGUACUCUGUGCGUGAGUCGCCGUAUGUCCGCAUCGAAGCGGUGUGGAACCAUCAAAACUAUUGGGUCAACAUGCAAGUGAGCAGGGGCAAGGACGCGUCGGCGACGUGCGCCAACACCCUCUUUGACUUGAGCCACGCAACGGACUGGGAGUUUGUGUUUCUAUCAGCGCACGACCGCCGGGGCGCGACCAACGGCGGCGGGGGGUUGCACGGCGACGGCGGGGGUGGCGAGUCCAAGCACGACGACCUCGAUGGUUCUCGUUCCGAUAACAACAGCCACCACCACCACCACACCCACGACAGCCACGACGACAACGAUCCAGACAACGCCGCCGACGACAACGUGCUCGACCUGCCACCGUCAUGGGUAACCAAGCUCCACGUCGAGCGCAAGGCGUACAAGCGUCGAUUCGUCACGGAUGGCCAGCGCACGACGCUCUUCCGCAAGGCCAAGGUCGAAGAGUUCGCCGAAAACAGCCACAACCAAGGACUAGUCCUUCGCAUUACGCAGUUCCGCAAUGUGGCGCGGACGUUGCCCGUCCAAGUGCGCGAGGUGUUCAAAAAUCGAAAGGACAAACUGCACCUGCGCAUACGCUACCCGCUUGAGGGCAAGUUUGACGAGCACUUUUUACCCGGGCGCGUGCCGGAAGCCCUGGCCAAGCGGACCGAGUGGAGUGGAGUUCGCCGCGACCUCGGCUUCUACACAAGCGCUCGGAUGGACGGCCUUGUGACGCGGGAAGAAGUCAUUCACAAGCGGAUUGUCGAAGUUUUCCAAGGGCGAGACGACUUUCUCGUUGGGCGGUCGGUUGCGUUGAGCGAAGACAAAGAAGAGGUCAAGAAUGGGGCCGCGACGUUUGUGUUGCCGGGCGGCGCGACGGGAGAACUCACGGUGCUCAAGAUGGCGGAAAAGUUCGACCGGAACGAGCGAAAGGAUGCGGACGAGGAUGCUCGCAAACGCACAUACAACGUUCGCGACGGAUCGAUCCACGUCCAGUUCCAUUAUGCGGAAGGAAAGAUCACGUCGGGGGCACGCAUCUACCACAAGGCACCGGGCACCCCCGUCGAGGUGCUGCAGGUGGACCCGAUGGCGACGCGGCCCAAAGAGUCGAUUUUGGAACGAGAGUUGCAAGCGUCGAUUCAGGUGAUGCCGACCCGUGUGUCGACUGUGUCGCGGCUCGAUACGCGUCGACGUCGAUCGCGCUUUGGACCGCUGCGUUUGUGUGGAUUGGCUUUGAUGCGUGCUGUGCCCGCCGAAGGCGUCACGAUCUCCGUUGGAUUGCAGAUGGAAAAGGAGUGUUACAACAGCAUUCGCCAUGCCGACGUCGAAACCCAAGAGAUCCUCAAGUUUCGGCGCCGCGAAGAAGCCACGAUCGUUCUCGAGACGAGCAUCUUUGAUUCCCACGACGACGAAACCAAGCAAGAUCGCGUAGACGAUCAGCGCAAGGCCGGCAAAGAUGCGAAGGCGGACAUGGACUAUUUGAGUCCGUUUCUGCUAAGUGUCGCGGGCCACGGAGGUGGCGGAGCGUCGGCAGGCCGGCAGCUCUCGCGGGACGAGGCGCAUUCGGUGCGGGAUUUGUGCCUGAAGAACUUGAAGGAGCGGCUGCUGGAGCGCGCCAACAUCAUCCAGACGCGUCUGGACAAGGAAAAUGCGGCGCUGGCGAAGAAGCAAGCUGCCUUUCAGCGCAGCCAGCGCGAACAUGACCAAGGCACGGACGAAGAAUUUGAACGGUUUUGCUCGGAAACGAUGUUUCGCAUCCAAAUUCUCGAGCAGCGGCUCACGCGACAUGAAGAAACCGCGCUGCAAAAGUACGCCGAGCUCGACCAGCGGCUCCACAACGACGCACGGCUGGCCGUGCUCCAUCAGUAGUUUGAGGCCGUCGUGCGACGUCUGGGGAGGCCACCGCGCUUGGUACUACGACGAGCGAUCCUCAGCCGCUCGUUGUGUUGGGUUAGACAAACUAAAUACGUUUUGUGUACUGGA